CUUGGCCCUACGCCUGAGGAUUCGACGACUGGAAUAAAGACGGAGUUGACGAGUCACUCACAUCCUGACGCUUUUCUCACUCUCACGCUCCCGCACUCUACUCGUGCUACUUUUUCUUGGGCUUUUGACUCUGACUCACUGGUGCUGUGUUACGGUUGCGGAUCAGCAAACCCCCUAUCAAAUUGACCUACCGCUACGUUAUCAGAGCGUGUCGAAUACGUAUAUUCGUUUCGAGGAUCCCUUGAAUUUCGCUCGUUUUCGCACGCGUGUUUACGUUCCUUACGCGUUCACUGCCUAUAAAUUGUCUCGGCGUCGCCGUCUUCCCGUUUGCAUACGCCUUCACUACAUACUAGUACCCAUCCCUUAGAACUCUCUACGCGCAUACGUUAGCAUGUCAUACCCAAGACAAUCAACCUCUGCACAUGCAUCAGCACGAACGACGUCUCUAUCCUUCCUUGCUGCGCCAUCUCCGACGAACCCGCUUUCAUUUGCGGCGAUGCAGCAGCAGAACCCGCGUGAUACGUUUAAUAUGUACGCUGACUUUAGGAUGUAUGCGUCUGGUGGACCGGGUCGGAGGUCCUCGGCUUCGGCUUCGGCUGCUUCGCGUGGGUCGAUGGGUGCUGUGAAGAAGGUGUUUUGGAAGUGAUUAGGGAUCGGGGGUAUGCUUUACGCCCUGGAGGUCGAUACAAAGCUUUCGCUACCUUGUGCUUCUCGCGAAGGGCCCAACGACGGGACUGUUACUCGCAAGGGAUCAGCCAUAGAAAACAUACACACCCAUCAUAUCCUACCUCAUCAUGAUCAUCUCAUCCAACAUAUUCGUUUCUUCAAUAUCUAUCACGCAAUCUUCUUUUAUACUUCUUGCAACAAGGCGCUCGGCCGUCUUCGUCCUUCUCGGUUUUACAUGUCUUUCUCUUCCUUCCCUGCAUAAUCUAAUUCCCAUUUUUGUUUUUC
This is a messenger RNA of Fomitiporia mediterranea MF3/22, 951 nucleotides long. RefSeq lists its product as uncharacterized. NCBI's taxonomy places the organism in Eukaryota, Fungi, Basidiomycota, Agaricomycetes, Hymenochaetales, Hymenochaetaceae. The record is from RefSeq and is a predicted model, not a curated record. The transcript has a single exon. Bases 662 to 928 code for a protein of 88 amino acids.